Periophthalmus magnuspinnatus is the source of this 2609-nucleotide messenger RNA. RefSeq names its product CTP synthase 1-like. The transcript has 18 exons. The record is from RefSeq and is a predicted model, not a curated record. NCBI's taxonomy places the organism in Eukaryota, Metazoa, Chordata, Actinopteri, Gobiiformes, Gobiidae. Gene Ontology annotation, cellular component: cytoophidium; cytoplasm. Gene Ontology annotation, molecular function: identical protein binding; CTP synthase activity. The coding region runs from base 196 to 1965 and encodes 589 amino acids. Gene Ontology annotation, biological process: CTP biosynthetic process; pyrimidine nucleobase biosynthetic process.
ACACAAACGGAACGCUACAGCUGUACGAGCGAAAGACAGUACAGCUCCAGUCAGCUUCCCUUACACGUGCUUCUGCAAUAACAGGAAAGGAUACAAAAUAUAUGUUAACGCUGCAUGAUUUAGCGCGUAAACGGGAAUAGAUCGUCAGUGUAAGAAGGACCCAGGUGCCUAUGUGACCUGUGUUGUGUGGUCACCAUGAAGUAUAUAUUGGUUACUGGUGGUGUGAUAUCUGGCAUUGGUAAAGGCAUCAUUGCCAGUAGUGUGGGGACCCUCCUCAAAUCAUGUGGACUUCAUGUUACAUCCAUCAAGAUCGACCCAUACAUCAACAUAGACGCUGGCACAUUCUCUCCCUAUGAACAUGGUGAAGUUUUUGUCCUGGAUGAUGGUGGCGAAGUAGAUUUGGAUUUGGGGAAUUAUGAACGUUUCUUGGAUAUCCGCCUCACCAAAGACAACAAUCUUACAACGGGAAAAAUCUACCAGUCUGUCAUCAAUAAAGAAAGAAUGGGGGACUAUCUGGGAAAGACGGUACAAGUGGUGCCCCACAUUACAGAUGCCAUCCAAGAAUGGGUCAUGAAACAGGCCAAGGUUUCUGUGGACGAUGAUGGUGUGGAGCCUCAAGUCUGUGUUGUAGAGCUGGGAGGAACAGUGGGGGACAUUGAGAGCAUGCCUUUUAUAGAAGCUUUUAGACAGUUUCAGUUCAAGGUCAAGAGGGAGAACUUCUGCAACAUCCAUGUCAGCCUGGUCCCACAGCCUAAUACCACAGGAGAGCAGAAAACCAAACCAACCCAAAACAGUGUACGGGAACUUCGAGGCCUGGGCUUAUCCCCUGAUUUGAUUAUGUGCAGAUGUACCACACCUAUUGAAACUGCUGUCAAAGAAAAGAUUUCUAUGUUUUGUCAUGUGGAACCUACACAGGUGAUAUGUGUUCAGGAUGUAUCCUCUGUGUACCGUGUGCCUCUGCUGCUCGAAGAACAGGGCGUGGUAAGUUACUUCUGUGAGCGGCUCAACCUGCCCGUCGCAAUGAGGCCACGAAAAAUUCUCUCCAAAUGGAAGGAGAUGGCUGACAGGUCCGACCGCCUCCUAGAGCGUGUUUCCAUAGCGCUGGUGGGAAAGUACACAAAGCUGUCUGACUCCUACACCUCAGUCAUCAAGGCCUUAGAACAUUCUGCACUGGCCAUUAAUCAUAAACUGGAGGUCAAGUACAUAGACUCUGCAGACCUAGAGCCGGCUGCUCAGCAGGAGGACCCAGUGAAGUAUCAUGAAGCAUGGCAGCACCUCUGUAGUGCUCAUGGUGUGUUGGUACCUGGAGGGUUUGGCGUUAGAGGGACAGAAGGCAAGAUGCUGGCCAUCAACUGGGCCAGAAAGCAGAACAAGCCAUUUUUGGGGGUCUGUCUGGGCAUGCAGCUAGCCGUGUGCGAAUUCGCCCGCAACAUUUUGGGAUGGGAAGAUGCCAACUCCACAGAAUUUAAUCCCGAAACCAAACACCCAGUGGUGAUUGACAUGCCCGAGCACAACUCUGGGCAGAUGGGAGGGACCAUGAGGUUAGGGAAGAGGCGUACCAUUUUUACCUCUGCUAACAGUGUUAUGAGGAAACUUUACGGGGAUGUGGAGUACGUCGAUGAAAGACACCGGCACAGAUUUGAAGUGAACCGUGAACUGAAGCACCACUUUGAGAAAAAGGGCUUCCAGUUUGUUGGGCAGGAUGUGAACGGGGAAAGGAUGGAGGUCAUUGAGUUAGAUGACCACUGUUACUUUGUGGGAGUGCAGUACCAUCCAGAGUUCACAUCCAGACCCAUCAAACCCUCUCCUCCGUAUUUCGGCCUCCUCCUGGCAGCUGCAGGGAAACUACCGGGUUACCUGGCCAAGGGCUGUCGUCUCUCUCCAAGAGACACUUACAGCGACCGCAGUGGCAGCAGCUCUCCUGACGAAGACUUGUCUGAGCUCAAGUUUCCCUCUUUGUCAUGAGGUCAUCUACUGCAUGAUCCAGUAGCAUGUACGAAAUGAACAAUGCAAAAAACUUUAGCUUUUCACUCUGAUGAGCAGAAUGUACCACUCCUUAACUUAUUUUUUUAAUCUUUUGAGACAAACAGAAAAAAAAAAAGUUGGUGUUUUAAUUUUGUCAUUUAAACUACUGCAAUAAGAGUAAGGGUACUGCAAAAUAUCUUAUGUUUUUAUGAAGGUUUGUAUGCUUUGUGGUGAAUGUAGCGAUUACAAAUGAAUUACUACUUAUCUAUUGGAACCUUUUCUGUCCUCAGUUGUUUGACUUGUCAUGUAUCCAACCAGGGAUAUUUAUGUUGUUCCUCUGAGCCUUUGCUUUUGAAGCCAUUUCCUGCUUUUAUCUACACAUUUUGUUUACAUACGGCUGGUAUAUCUGUCAAGAAACAUAGUGCAUUAAGUCACAACUCGUUUGAAUCCAAAGCAAGUCUUGUAUUUAAAGGUUAAAAGAUCAUAUAAUAAAAACUGUGAGGCACCUUACAGUUUUAUGUGGAGGUGUCAGAUCAUGUGACAAGAUGUAAAAAAUGGACCUCAAGUGCUUAUUUUUGUGCUAUAUUUAAAUUGUAUUUUCUUGGAUGCAUGCAAAAUAUAUAAUAAAAUAUUUUUGUUUUACU